ACACUGCCUGAUGCCUGUCUCCAGAGGAAGUGGCCACCCAAGGAGCUCCCAGGGGACUCUGCUCAUGGCCUGCGUCUUUGCCGAGACCACAGGUACUUAAGCAAACAGCCACGAACUCUCGCUGCCAGCAAGCACUGAGGCAUCUCUGGGCUGCCCUGCGGUGAUGGACUGGACUCCAAGCCUGCUUCUGCUCUGUGCUUUCUCCUUGGCCUUCAUGCCAGCUGCCCUCACAGAAGCAAAAGACCAAAGCAAAGCAGCCAAAGGAAGGAGAGGACAGGCUCGGGGCAGGGCCCAGCUCCCAGGGGCCCAGACCUCCCCCCCAGGCCCCAGGCUGAAGGCAAAUGGCUUGGCCAUGAAUGAUACAUACACCAUGGUGGAGGAAUAUGAGGAGAGCAUCCAGGAGAUGGUACGCCAGCUGAGGAACAGCUCGGAGCCCCCUGACACCAAGUGCCAGGUCAGCCUGGGACUCUGGAGUCCCAACAAGAGGAGUCUGUCUCCAUGGGCCUACAGCAUAAAUCACGAUGCAACACGGAUUCCCACAGACAUCCCAGAGGCGCAGUGCCUCUGCACCGGCUGCAUCAACCCCUUCACCAUGCAAGAAGACCGCACCAUGGCCAGCAUCCCCAUCUAUAGCAGGCUGCCUGUCCGCCGCCUGCUGUGCCAGCCAGGGGCCAAGGCCCCCACGAAGAAGAAGGGGUGCCACAAGAAGUACAGGAUGGUCAUGGAGACCAUUGCUGUGGGCUGCACCUGCAUCUUCUGAGGGAGGACAAGCAGGUCUUCCCAGCUCCCCCACACCCCUAUGCAGAACUAACCCAAGGCCUCUGGGCCUGGAGAGCAGCUAAUGUCUAAGCAGCCACUUCUCAUUACAGCCAUUUUGCAAGGGCCUCCAGCUGGGGCCCCCCAGCAGAGGGGUUAAUAGGGCCUGGUGCAUGUGGGGAAGACCCAAGUAGGUGGGAAGCAGCUACUUAGAGCCAUAGGCAGUUUUCCCCUUCACUCUCACAUCUCCCUGCUGAGCCUGGAGCAUGACUGCAGCAUGCAGCCCCCAGGAGCUGGCUUGGUGGGGCAGCCAGCACCCACACAGCUCUCAGCACCUCCCAACACACAGCCCCCUCACUUACCUUUUGGGCAGUGCAUGGCACAGCUGCACACCUGUGCUGUUUCCUGGCAGCUCAGCGGCAGCAAAAGAGAGAGGUAGCCAGGAUCACAGGGGAGGGGAGGAGGAAACAGCUGCUAACCAGGGCCCUCAAGCAGAGGGAAAAGGCUUCCAGUCCUGCCGGCCUUGGGAGCUGCAAACAGCACCUGCCUCUUGCUCCCAUGCCCUCCAGACAGCGCAUCAGUCACAGCAGCUGCCGUCCAUCUCCCCCAGCUCAGGUCAGGGCACAGGCAGACACCUCUGCACCUCACAAAGACAUCACCAUUUUCAGGCUGAGGGCACCCAGAUCCUACCCUGAAAGGAAGGAAGCUUUGCUAACAGACCUUCACCUGCCUCAGGCAGGCACCAGCUCCAGCCCAGUUCCUACCUGCUGCUGGGGUGGGGCC
Messenger RNA from Gavialis gangeticus (Gharial), 1539 nucleotides. It is a transcript of the gene IL17B, whose product is annotated as interleukin 17B. Gene Ontology annotation, molecular function: cytokine activity. NCBI's taxonomy places the organism in Eukaryota, Metazoa, Chordata, Crocodylia, Gavialidae. Gene Ontology annotation, cellular component: extracellular region. The coding region runs from base 164 to 760 and encodes 198 amino acids. The record is from RefSeq and is a predicted model, not a curated record. Gene Ontology annotation, biological process: inflammatory response. The transcript has 5 exons.